Alternaria atra is the source of this 1026-nucleotide messenger RNA. RefSeq lists its product as uncharacterized. The record is from RefSeq and is a predicted model, not a curated record. The transcript is spliced from 2 exons. NCBI's taxonomy places the organism in Eukaryota, Fungi, Ascomycota, Dothideomycetes, Pleosporales, Pleosporaceae. Bases 1 to 1026 code for a protein of 341 amino acids. Gene Ontology annotation, molecular function: metalloendopeptidase activity; zinc ion binding. Gene Ontology annotation, biological process: proteolysis.
AUGAUCCCUAGUCAGCUCGCGCCUCGUGACAAAUCUUCAGCACUAGAUCGUAGGUGGGCUGAAAUCGUGACUAUGACUGGACAGCCUCGCACGAAAUGGCCUGGCGGCCUUGUAACAUACUGUUUUGAAGACGUAAACGCCCGCGUCCACUUCGCCGACGAUAUCAAUGCAGCUUGGAAACUUUGGACGGACAAAAUUGGAAAAGCUGGCAGCGUAAGCGGCCACUCACUUGAGUUCCAUGAGUACAAGGUCCAACACGGCCAAUGGCCCCACUGCUACAACCAACGCAAGAAGGAUUCUGAUCCUUGGGUUUGGAAUGACGCUUAUCCGCACGAUGUUGCCGUUAUUCAAGAAUCUACGAGCCCUGAUGUCCAGGCUUCUUCGGUCACGGGUUACAUACCAGCAGAGUGGAGUGAUUUGCCCGGUCGACACGGUGCGCAUCUUGGUAUAAACUUCAAAAGCAAGUAUCCAGCAGACUACUGGCACACAACCGUUGCCCACGAACUAGGUCAUAUCUUCGGUUUCUGGCACGAGCAUCAGCGGUAUGAUCGUGAUGACUACGUUCAUUUCGAUUGUUCCAAAGUCCGAGGUUACGCUGCCGCGAAAGCUAAAGUCGACGCAGCGAAGAAGCAUAGCAUGGAGGAAGUCUGCGCCGACUAUCGUCUAGCUCUGCAAUAUGACUUCACAGCUAUCCAGGACUUCGAUACAACCGACCAUAUCGAUCCUCACCACAAAGAUGGUAAAGGCUGGCCCUUGUUCAUCAAGCACGAUCUAGAGUUUGAUGAUGAGUCCAUCAUGUUGUAUACCUCUGCAGAGUUUGCCAAUGAUGGAGCCGAUAUAGACGAUGUGAUGCAAGUACCGUUGGCAUUCUGGAAGGAUCGCGGUAUAGGUUUCGAUCCACCACCUCAAGUUGAGAAAGAGGACCUGGAGAUUAUCGACGUCAGGUGGAAGGUCAGUAAUGGUGAUUUAGAGGGCGUAAGGCACCUAUAUCCUUAUUUGGGGAAGGAUGAAGAUAGUCAAAAGUAG